AUGGCCGCCCUCCAGCAAGCCGCGUGCGUUAGCCUACAGACGGCCUUCACGGGUCAACGUCUGAGCGCGGGUGGCGCAACAGCCGCGCGCGUCUCCAUCGCGGCUCCCAAACCCGUCGCGCCCGCACGCGCGCUUCUCGAUGACGGCGGGUCAGUGGGCAUUGCUGUUGCGGGCGGCGGUGCGCUCGCGGCACUCGCGACGGUGCUCUCCCUCGCCGACCCGGAGAAGAGGCGACAGCAGCAAGCGGAGGAAGUGGGCGGCAACGAGAUGGAUGCGGUGCGCAACUACUUCAACACGGCGGGGUACGACAGGUGGCGCCGCAUCUACGGCGAGACAGACGACGUCAACUCCGUGCAGCUGGACAUCCGUCAAGGCCACGCGCAGACCGUCGAAAAGGUGCUGAGGUGGUUGAGGGAGGAGGGCUCGCUGGACGGCGUCACGGUGUGCGAUGCUGGAUGCGGCACCGGCAGCCUGUCCAUCCCUCUGGCGCUGGAGGGAGCCACAGUGUACGCCAGUGAUAUCUCUGCCGCCAUGGCGGGAGAGGGCGCGGAGAGGGCCAAGGUGGCGCUGGCAGAAGCGAAGACGUCGAAGCAGCUGGUGAUGCCGGUGUUCGAGGCCAAGGACCUGGAGUCCAUUGACGGGCAAUACCACACUGUGACGUGUCUGGACGUGCUGAUCCACUACCCACAGGACAAGUCAGACGCCAUGAUCGCGCACCUCGCCUCGCUGGCCACGGACAGAGUCAUCCUCAGCUUCGCCCCCUACACGCCCUACUACGCCUUCCUCAAGCGCGUGGGCGAGCUGUUCCCCGGCCCGUCCAAGGCCACCCGCGCCUACCUGCACUCAGAGGAGGAGGUGGAGGGCGCUCUCAAGAAAGCGGGCUGGAGGGUGGUGAAGAAGGAAAUGACCGGCACCAAGUUUUACUUCUCACGCCUCUUCGAGGCCGUGCCUCUCUAG
Messenger RNA from Closterium sp. Naga37s-1, 957 nucleotides. NCBI's taxonomy places the organism in Eukaryota, Viridiplantae, Streptophyta, Zygnematophyceae, Desmidiales, Closteriaceae. The record is from the annotation of a GenBank genome assembly.